GCGAUUUUACUUCUUUGAAAUGCUUUUAUAACAUAACAAAACAUUUCAGAUAGCUUUUCAGAUAUUUUUGAUACGACUGACAAGUUUAAAAUCAUGGAUAACAGUGGUUAUGUAGGUGAAUCCGGAGUUACUUCGUUUUCGUUGCCAUCUCCUGAUGAUCAUAGUGGAAAUGUUCCGCCUUCGUCAGCUCAUGAAGAUCUCGAGGAUGUUAAAGUCAAAAUUGAUAGCAGUAGAUCUUCAAGUCUGUCCGCCAGCACUCUGGACAGCGACGGUCCAUAUGCAGGAAUGCCCAAAGAAGUUUUGUUGCAGUACUCUCGUCAAGCGAAGUUCGUUUGGGCCCGCAACAUCUUGACCGCCCUCGUUCUUUUGACAAUUUUGACGUUGAUAGCAUUGGUGAUAGCAGUAGUUGUUAUAUCGCCUCCUUGUCUUGAAUUCUGGCAAACAAGUCCAAUUUACCAAAUAUAUCCGAAAUCCUAUCUAGAUGCGGAUGGUAAUGAUGGCUAUGGCGACCUAAAAGGCAUCAUUGAAAAGCUCGACUAUCUCAAUGACGAUCUGGGAGUGAAAGUUCUGUGGUUGAAUCCCGUAUACGCAUCUCCUCAAGUUGACAAUGGAUACGACAUAAGUGACUUUAGAGACAUAUACCCAGCAUUUGGCACAAUGGAGGAUAUGGACAAUCUGAUAAUUGAAAUGCAUAACAGAGGAAUGAAGUUACUUAUGGAUUUUGUUCCAAAUCAUUCAAGUGACAAACAUAAAUGGUUUUUAGCUAGUUCGAACACCAGUCAUCCAGACCAUAAGAUAUAUAAAGAUUACUAUGUUUGGGUUGACGCAGACAAGGAUGUUCUUCCGAAUAAUUGGGUUAGUGAGUUCAACAAUGCUUCAGGAUGGACGUGGAAUGACGAUCGGAAACAAUUCUAUUUCCAUGGAUUUUUUCCUGAGCAGCCUGACCUGAAUUUACGAAAUCCAGAUGUCAGAAAUGAGAUUAAGGAUAUCUUACGCUUCUGGUUGGAAAAAGGAGUCGAUGGAUUCCGCUGUGAUGCGGUAGCCUAUAUGUUUGAAGCAGAGCAUUUAAGAGACAACCCUGUACCCGACCCAAGUCAGAACGUAACAAAGGACAAUAUAUACCCCGAUUACACGCAGAAUUAUCAAGGUGUUCAUGAUAUUAUUGCCGAGUGGAGAGCGCUUUUGGAUGAAUACAGCACUGAGCCUGGUGUAUACCGAUUUAUGGAAAUUGAAGUUUAUGCUGACAUCCAAACGACUAUGAGAUACUAUGGCACGCAAUUCGUAAGAGAAGGAGAUUUCCCAAUGAAUUUCGAGCUGAUAAAGGCUGAUCCUGCAACGGAUUGGACUGCUGCUAAAAUGAAAGGCAAUAUUUUGUCAUGGAUGGAAAAUAUGCCGGAAGGGAAAUGGGCCAACUGGGUGAUGAGCAACCAUGACAAUUCUCGACUGCCAAGUAGAGUUGGAAAUAAUCUAGCACGGUGUGCAGCGCUCAUGAUCAUGACAUUACCGGGUACACCUGGAUUGUACUACGGAGACGAAAUAGGAAUGGAAGAUAACGACAUACCAGAUAUGAAGGAUUUUCGUGAUCCUGAAAGAACACCAAUGCAAUGGUCGAAUACCAAAAACGCUGGGUUUUGUGGGAACUGUACCCCGUGGCUACCGGUGAAUGAAAACUACAAAACUGGUAUUACAGUAGAGGAUCAACUUGGAACGAAAAAUUCAAUGUUAGAAAUGUAUAAGCAGCUGAUCUCACUCAGAACAGAUAUCGUCUAUCAACGUGGAUAUUUGUGCGUCUUGGAAGUGAUUGAAAACACUCUCAUAUUCGUUCGAGAUCUGCCUGGACUGGGUCCUAAAAUGGUUUUGAUCAAUUUUGACUCUGGUGCGGGAACGACUUCAUUUAACCUGAAAUCUACGUACGCUGAUUUGUCGGCAGAAGGUAAAGUUGAAUUUUCAACUGACAUUGGAAACCCUGAUGAAAUGGAUUUCUCGAAUGUAGUUCUGAAGGCGGGUACGGGAGUAAUAGUUCGUUUCAGCACAAAUAAACCUUUUUACAGCGACAGCGACUCGUGUUUCAUCAAUUUGAAAGUCUGCUACAAUAGAGGGCUUGGCAUAGUUCAAACUUGCUAAAUGUUUAAAUAGUAAGCUGAAAUGUAUCAUGCUGUAAUUUAUUCAUUGACAAAUUGUUAUAUUUUCUAAUUGACGUCAUUAGGCGUAUAUAGAUAUUAGACAUUGUAGUUCAUAAAUAUGUGAUAUAAUCCUUUGUAGUGUACU
This is a messenger RNA of Styela clava, 2268 nucleotides long. RefSeq names its product amino acid transporter heavy chain SLC3A1-like. The record is from RefSeq and is a predicted model, not a curated record. Gene Ontology annotation, biological process: amino acid transport; carbohydrate metabolic process. Lineage: Eukaryota; Metazoa; Chordata; Ascidiacea; Stolidobranchia; Styelidae.